This is a messenger RNA of Protopterus annectens (West African lungfish), 4296 nucleotides long. RefSeq names its product synaptic vesicle glycoprotein 2B (gene SV2B). The transcript is spliced from 15 exons. Gene Ontology annotation, cellular component: membrane. Bases 826 to 2874 code for a protein of 682 amino acids. Gene Ontology annotation, biological process: transmembrane transport; chemical synaptic transmission. Gene Ontology annotation, molecular function: transmembrane transporter activity. The record is from RefSeq and is a predicted model, not a curated record. Lineage: Eukaryota; Metazoa; Chordata; Ceratodontiformes; Protopteridae.
UGCUCAGUUCCCUUGGCUCUCUCUGCUUGCUUUCACUGGCUGUUGGGUUCUUCCCUUCACGGCAGUACAGUGUCUGACUGGAUGCACUUACAAAGAAAUGAUCUCCUUAGCUCUUAAAGCAUUUAGUUUAUCUAAUCUGGUGGAUGCUUAAUGUAUUUCAACUGUGUGCAAGGUCCACUGAAAAAAUAAAAAAACACUAAGAGGUGGAGCAGGUUUCCAGGAAGUCAUCAAGUUGAGAUUGUCUUGAUUGUCAGGAACAGGAAGAAUCUCAUUAUAUCUUGGGGGAAAAGACCCUAAUACAGUAGAGAGUCUAUUAUCUGAACAUCGAUUAUCUGAAAUGUCAGUUAUCCAAAUGCAGCCUUCCGAUGUUUCCAGAACAUGGUGCUGAACAGGAUUAAAUGAAAAAAGAUUAAAAGGUCUCCAUUUAUUUCAAGCAUCUUUAAAGGGCAACUGUUAAUACCACUGCUAUUUCAGUAAGCUACAAAUCUUUUCAGAGAAAAACAAAUUGUCUGCUAAGCCUUUUGGCACAUAAAAAUAUCACACGAGAAAGCACAGUACUGCAAAUGAUUAAUAUUUCUAACAAGGCUAUAUGUAGCACAUUGGACACUGUUUUGCAAUACACAGAAGUUUACAAUAUUCAGUUAACUGGAGCAUUAGCUAAUACUGAAUAAGUUGGAGAGAAUAUGUUUGGGUUACUGAUCCCAGCACAAGUACCAAAGUAAAAUAAUUCAUCUCAUGGAAGAUAGAUACAGGAGUAACUUCCAACUGCUUUAAGGAGCCAAACAUAUUUCCCAGGAAGUUAGAAGACAAAACAGUGAUCACAUAAUGGAUGAGUACUCAAGAUUCCACAAAGGUAACUAUGAGGGAUAUUCAUCACAUGAUGGCUAUGGUAGCUAUGACCCCAAUCAGGAUGAAGAUGCACAAAGUGAUGCGACAGAAGGCCAUGAUGAAGAGGAUGAAAUCUAUGAAGGGGAAUACCAAGGCAUCCCCCAUCCAGAUGAUAUUAGGGUGAAAAAUAAAGCUCUUGCAGUUGCUGAUGAGUACCGGGACCAUGCGGAUCUAGUAGCAGAACGGAUGGAGGAUGAGGAACAGCUUGCACAUCAGUAUGAGAAUAUUAUCCAGGAGUGCAGCCAUGGUCGUUUUCAAUGGACUCUCUUCUUUGCUGUUGGCCUGGCUCUAAUGGCUGAUGGAGUGGAAGUGUUCGUAGUGGGGUUUGUACUUCCCAGUGCUGAAAAAGACAUGUGCUUGACAAGUUCCAAUAAAGGAAUGCUAGGACUGAUAGUCUACCUUGGGAUGAUGGUUGGAGCCUUUGUGUGGGGAGGCCUUGCAGAUAAAAUCGGCAGAAGGAAAUGUCUCAUUAUAUCCCUCUGUGUUAAUGCUGCCUUUGCUGUUCUCUCCUCAUUUGUGCAAGAAUACGGCUUCUUCCUCUUCUGUCGACUCAUCUCCGGGUUUGGCAUUGGUGGUUCGAUUCCCAUUGUGUUUCCCUACUUCUCAGAAUUUUUGGCUCGAGAGAAGCGAGGAGAGCAUCUCAGCUGGCUGUGUAUGUUCUGGAUGAUUGGUGGCAUCUAUGCUUCAGCAAUGGCAUGGGGAAUCAUUCCAAACUAUGGUUGGGGAUUCAGUAUGGGGACUAAUUACCAGUUCCACAGCUGGCGAGUAUUUGUAAUCAUUUGUGCCCUGCCUUGCCUGUCUUCCAUCAUUGCACUUAAAUUUAUGCCUGAAAGCCCACGUUUCUUACUGGAGCUAGGAAAACAUGAUGAAGCCUGGAUGAUUCUUAAGAGAGUACAUGAUACAAACAUGAGAGCCAAGGGCCAGCCUGAGAAAGUAUUUACAGUGUGUCAAAUUAAAACACCCAAACAGAUUGAUGAAUUCAUUGAAAUACAGAGUUCUACAGGAUCUUGGUAUCAGCGAUGGCUUGUCAGGAUCAUGACUGUCGCAAAACAGAUUUGGGAAAAUGUGUUAAUAUGCUUCUCUGGCAAGUACAGAAGAAAUACAGUGCUCCUGGCAAUAAUUUGGUUUACCAUGUCUAUCAGUUUCUAUGGCCUGACAGUAUGGUUCCCAGAUAUGAUCAGACAUAUUCAGAAUGAAGAAUACAAGUCCAAAGUGAAAAUUUUUCAUGGAGAACAAGUAUUACACAUGACCUUCAACUUCUCCUUAGACAACCAAAUCCACAAAGAUGGAAAAUACUUCAAUGAUAAAUUUUACAAGAUGAAGUUCAAAGAUGUAAUCUUUGAAGACUCCCUCUUUGAAGACUGCUACUUUGAAGAUGUCACAUCCACUGAAACUUACUUUGAGAAUUGCACCAUUGUAUCAACAGUUUUCUAUAACACAGAUCUCCAUGACCAUAAGUUCGUUGAUUGCAAGUUUAUAAAUACCACUUUCUUAUUGGAGAAGGAAGGAUGCCAUCUUGACUUUGAGGAAGAAAAUGACUUUCUCAUUUAUUUGGUCAGUUUUCUGGGCAGCUUAUCUGUGCUGCCAGGCAACAUCAUUUCAGCUUUGCUAAUGGACAAAGUUGGAAGGAUAAAAAUGACUGGGGGUUCAAUGCUAAUUUCUUCGUUGUGCUGCUUCUUCCUCUUUUUUGGCAGCAGUGAGUCGGCAAUGAUAGGCUGGCAGUGUCUCUUUUGUGGAGCAAGCAUUGCAGCCUGGAAUGCACUGGAUGUGAUCACAGUUGAACUGUAUCCUACUGACAAAAGAUCUACAGCCUUUGGCAUUCUCAACGCCAUUUGCAAGUUAGCUGCCAUCUUUGGAAAUUCGAUAUUUGCAUCAUUUGUUGGUGUAACAAAGGUGAUCCCUAUUCUGCUUGCUUCCUCUGCUCUCGUUGCAGGUGGCUUGGUUGCUUUGCGACUACCAGAGACUCGACAGCAAGUUCUUAUGUGAACCAUAACUUAGUAAUAGAAUGAUCCAUUGUUAGAUAAACAUAGGCAAAGACCAACAGUGCUUCUUUCUGUUUGGUUUCUGCAGACACCUCAGUUACCACUGAAACGUAUUAAUAUAUCAGUAGUUUAGGUCCAUUCCUGACACAGAAAAAAAACUUCCUUUCCAGUGCUGAUAUCCACAAGUGGUGUUUAUAGCAGCAUUGAUCUCCAGCAGCAAAUGCAAUUAAGACAUUCAUUUCUGAAACUUGUUAAGUUAUUCUCUUUUUCAUUAAACUCAAGCAAGUAUUCAAAGAGCCUUAUUAUUCAAGAGACUCUGUUUUUCUAUAUUUCGCACUGCAGUUAUGCUAAUUUUGUUGAUUGCAUAUCUAGGUAUCAGUAUGCUGCAUUUACUGUAGUUAACAAUGUAUAAGCAGUAAUUACACUACCGGAACUGAAACAAAUAAUGUUGUGUUAUCUUGCUUGUUUGAGUUGUUUUGUGCAAAACAGAAAAAAUAAGCGAAUACAUCCUAAGAGGUCACUUAUUGUAUAUGAUUACCUUUAUUGCAGUUUCAACAAUCGUUUGCUUACUAGCUAAUGCUGCAGUUAACAGAAAUGUCUGCAAUAUCUUAAUAUCUGUGCUGCCAUUUUACAGAAACAUCAGCAGAAUAUUAUAGGAUAUGUUCACAACCUGGUCCUGAUAGCUAAUCUGUGCAGCUCGACCCCUGCACCUCUAAUACAUCAUGAAUUGUUUACAUCUGGAGCCUGUCAGUCUACAUGCAUAGGCAGGCCAACUUAAUGGGCAAUGUCCAUUUUUGAGGCUUCUUUGAUGAUAGUGAAUCACAAGUGUACAAUACUGCAUCAUUACAAGGAAAAGUUUAAAAAUAUGAUAAAUCAUUUAAUAAAACUUAAGCAAUGAACAACACAUUAAAUUGACAUUACCUUGUACGGAAUAAAUAGUUUCUUUCCUAAUGUUUGCAGAAGGAUUGAUUAUUUUGCUGGCAGUUUACAGACGUAAUAGAAUAUAAGUUUAUUACAUUAUGUUUGAUGUCCCUUUCUGAUACUAGUAACUGAUAUUAUGAAUGUUCUAGUGGAUUGUUUCAGAUAAAGACAUUAAAUAAAGUGCUCUUGAUGAGCUUUUGUGUAGUAAAAUCAGUUAUGUUUUCUUUAUGCAAUAGAAGGGAAACAAUUCUGUUAUUUGAUAGGCAACAAUUUGCAGACUGGUUGUAAGAAUGGUAGCCAGCAUUUUUUAUAUGAAACAUGCCAAAUAUAUUAAUGAUAUUUAAAUGGAGAAAACUUUUCCAACUCUUAUUUUGGAGACAUUUCAUAAAAAUGCAGAAACUAACUGUGGUUUUUAUUUGCAUUUUGGAAUAGCACCAGACAGCAUACAUUGCAUUUCCUGAACUAUUCAAUUAAAUGCUAUCAAUAAAAUAUGAGUUGCACUGUU